Puccinia graminis f. sp. tritici CRL 75-36-700-3 is the source of this 1276-nucleotide messenger RNA. RefSeq lists its product as uncharacterized. The transcript is spliced from 2 exons. Bases 287 to 1276 code for a protein of 329 amino acids. The record is from RefSeq and is a predicted model, not a curated record. NCBI's taxonomy places the organism in Eukaryota, Fungi, Basidiomycota, Pucciniomycetes, Pucciniales, Pucciniaceae.
UCGAAUUCGGAAGUUCUUAGCCGAUUUGAAUCUUGUUUUAGGACCGGUCUCACAUGCAACUACUUACGGACCUUUACCAAAUUUCUAUCCGAUCAGAUUUCCUCAAAACCUUGACCUCCGCAAUGCUCAUCAACAGUUCUUGUCAAAACGACCAACUGCUCAUUCGCAAUCUUGGAGGAAAACACACUCAAGAAUCUGCGCUCAGAACUUCCCUAAUGAGCAUCGGCUCCCGCGAUCAAAGUCAGCAAAUAAGCAUUACGAGAUUGAGAAGAGACCGAGAGACAAAAUGAAUCAACUGAUGAGACAGCGACCAGUCAAUAACACUGAUAUGCCGUACAUGAACUAUCAGCCACCAAAUAAACCCGGACACCACCGCCAAACUCAGACAAACAACCAAAACCAAACUCCUCUGCACAGCCCUGAAGCUGAUCAUCCAUCUAUUGAAGCAGUCAAACACAACAAACCUGACUUACAAGGACCUGAAGAUUACAACGAGUGCCCUAACGAUCUAGAUGAACAUGUUAACAAUCUUUCAGAGCAAGAGCAGGCCUACAAGACAAUUUCUGACAACCAUGAUCCUGAAGUUCUACCUGAGAUUGUGCCAGAAUCCGAUGAUCCUCAGGUGACCGAACCAGCUUUUAGCAUGGACAACUACAGUGCAAGAGACGUCAAUUGCUGGGCUAGGACUCUGUCGGAUGAUCAAUUUGAACAACUACGAAUCUUAGGCCCUGCGAGCCGGAUUGAAUCAUUCCGACAAUAUGCCAUCACAAACCUUGAUCAACCAACUCAGACUUUUACUCAGAUAAUGUCAUCAACUCCUCAGUCAAAUCAAGAACCACUCAGUCAAAUCCCAAGUGAAGUAGCUGACAACCACAAUCAAUAUGUUGACUCAACAUCCAAUGAAACCAACAACCCUUUUCUUCAUUCACAUCAUGUCAACCACCAACCAUAUCAAUCCACCCACUCUAGUUAUUAUGACUGCUCCAACUACAACAUCACUGAUCUUGAUGAGAAUCCAUAUGACACAGUAGUUCAUGAGGAUGGUGUUUUGGAUGAUGGCAGUUUUGGAGAUGGUGGACCUGACAAUUGCGGUUUUGACACUGGCAAAUUUGACGAUGGCGGCUUUGACGAUGGCGGCAUUAACGAUGGCGGCUUUGACGAUGGCGGUUUUGACAAUGGCGGUUUUGAUGAUGGCGGUUUUGACGAUGGCGGCUUUGAUGAUGGUGGUUUUGAUGAAGGCGGUUUUGAUGAUGGCUAUGGUUCCCCUUAUUAUUAG